Molecule: messenger RNA, 5184 nt
Organism: Cygnus atratus (black swan)
Lineage: Eukaryota; Metazoa; Chordata; Aves; Anseriformes; Anatidae
Gene: FRMPD4
Product: FERM and PDZ domain containing 4
Exons: 16
Coding region: 16-5184 (1722 amino acids)
Cellular component (GO): cytoskeleton
Molecular function (GO): protein binding
Source: RefSeq, a predicted model, not a curated record
CCUUAUGGAUGGGAGAUGACGGCAAACAGAGAUGGAAGAGACUACUUCAUCAAUCACAUGACACAAUCAGCCACAUUUGAAGACCCUCGAAUAGAGAGCUGCCAAAUAACCCCUCCAGCCCCUCGGAAAGUGGAAAUGAGGAGGGAUCCUGUGCUAGGAUUUGGUUUUGUGGCUGGUAGUGAAAAGCCAGUUGUUGUACGCUCAGUAACACCAGGCGGCCCCUCUGAAGGAAAGCUUAUACCAGGGGACCAGAUCAUAAUGAUUAAUGAUGAGCCAGUCAGCACUGCUCCAAGGGAGAGAGUCAUCGACCUUGUCAGAAGCUGCAAAGAAUCAAUCCUCCUUACUGUUGUUCAACCUUACCCUUCUCCUAAAUCAGCUUUUAUUAGUGCUGCAAAAAAGGCAAGAUUGAAGUCCAAUCCUGUCAAAGUGCGCUUCUCAGAAGAAGUAAUAAUCAAUGGCCAGGUGUCGGAAACAGUUAAGGACAAUUCACUUCUUUUCAUGCCAAAUGUUCUGAAGGUGUAUCUGGAAAAUGGACAAACCAAAUCUUUCCGUUUUGACUGCAGCACUUCAAUAAAGGAUGUCAUCUUAACACUGCAAGAAAAGCUUUCCAUCAAGUGUAUUGAACACUUUUCACUGAUGCUGGAGCAGAGGGUUGAAGGAUCUGGAACAAAACUCCUUUUGCUACAUGAACAGGAGACUCUAACUCAGGUGACCCAGAGACCAAGCUCACAUAAGAUGAGAUGUCUUUUCAGGAUUAGCUUUGUCCCAAAGGAUCCCAUUGAUCUUUUAAGAAGAGAUCCAGUUGCGUUUGAAUAUCUCUAUGUACAGAGCUGUAAUGAUGUGGUUCAGGAAAGAUUUGGACCAGAACUGAAAUACGACAUUGCCCUGCGGUUGGCUGCACUACAGAUGUAUAUUGCAACUGUGACCACCAAGCAAACUCAGAAAAUCUCCCUCAAAUACAUAGAAAAAGAAUGGGGAUUAGAGACUUUUCUUCCAUCUGCUGUGCUGCAAAGCAUGAAAGAAAAGAACAUAAAGAAAGCACUUUCGCACCUUGUCAAAGCAAAUCAAAACGUAGUUCCUCCGGGUAAAAAGCUAUCUGCUCUGCAAGCCAAGGUGCACUAUCUAAAGUUCCUCAGUGAUCUACGCUUGUAUGGAGGGCGUGUUUUCAAGGCAACACUAGUGCAGGGAGAAAAGCGUUCAGAAGUGACAUUGUUAGUAGGGCCACGGUAUGGCAUCAGUCAUGUGAUAAACACCAAAACAAACCUGGUAGCUCUCCUGGCAGACUUCAGCCAUGUGAACAGGAUUGAGAUGUUUACAGAAGAUGAAAGCAGUGUUAGAGUUGAGCUACAUGUCUUAGAUGUAAAACCUAUUACUCUACUGAUGGAGUCAUCAGAUGCAAUGAAUCUUGCUUGCCUAACAGCUGGGUACUAUAGACUGCUGGUCGACUCAAGGCGUUCAAUAUUCAACAUGGCCAACAAGAAAAAUACAGGGAGCAGAGAAACAGGAAUUGAAAAUAGAGGGAAGCAUAGUCUCCUUGCUUCUGAGUGGAAUUGUGUACCAAAAACUACCACUUUCCUGGCUGAAGGAGAUCAAGAGACUCAAAUGUCCUUUGCUGAUCCUAAACAGAAGACUGUAGAUGUUUCUGAAAGUCUGUUAUGUCAAAAAGAGCACAGGCAUCUGUACAUAGAAAAUACCUAUAAUUCAGGUGGAUUUGAUCAGCAUCUGGCCAAGCAAAGUGACCCCACUGAAGCAGAAGAAAGCAGAAAUUUUAAUCAGUCUUCACUGCUGUCACUCUCAGGUUUGGAAUCUGGCAAGAAAGCACAGGAUUCUCCCAGGGGAGCAAAAGUUUCCUUUAUAUUUGGAGAUCACAACUUGGAUGGUAUCAAUCCUCAGACUCUUGGCUAUGAAAGGCUUUUGGAUGAAAGUCCAGAAGUACUAGAAAAACAAAGAGCCAUUUAUAUUAGUAAUGCCAAUGACAUUAAAGGUCUGGAGUUGUCACCAGAUGCUGAAAGCAUUCAGUUUGCUACAAAUUCUGUUUACGCAACCAUAAAUGAUGGUAAAAUAUUUGGAGCUGCGGAAGGAAUAGAAGAGCCUUUGCUGCAUGAUAUUUGUUAUGCAGAAAACACAGAUGAUGCUGAAGAUGAAGAUGAAGUAAGCUGUGAAGAAGACAUUAUGGUAGGAGAAAUCGAUAGGCCUGCUCUUCUCAGCCUUUCUGGUUCUAGUGAUGACAUUAUUGAUUUGACUUCACUUCCACCUCCAGAAGGUGAUGAUAAUGAAGAUGAUUUCCUAUUGCAUACCUUAAACAUGGCCAUUGCUGCUCCUCCACCUGGCUUCAGGGACAGUUCAGAUGAGGAAGACUCUCAGAAUCAAGCAACACAGCCUAGAGACGACAAGGAGCAAGCCAGUAAUCUAGGCAGUGAUGAUAUUCCAGUGUCGCUUAUCGAUGCUGUCCCUACUAAUACAGAGGGGAAGUGUGAAAAGGGGCUAGAUGAUGCUGUAGUCUCUACACUUCAAGCACUAGAAGCUUUGGCUGCUUCAGAGGAACAGCAGACGAAUGACAACUCAGGUGUAGCUAUCUUGCGAGCAUAUAGCCCUGAGUCAUCUUCAGAUUCUGGCAAUGAAACAAAUUCCUCUGAAAUGACUGAAAGUUCUGAAUUAGCUGCAGCACAGAAACAGACAGAAAACACUGCACGCAUGUUUUUGACCACAAGCGAAGGCUACCAACCCCUUGUGGAAGAGCAGACUGAAUUUCCCAUCGCUAAGAGUCAGGCUGGAGUGCCAGGCAUGAAAUCCUCUCAGCCUUUGUCUGGUCGUCAGGCUGCGGAGCUACAGUCAAAAGUUGUGCCUUCGAAGCAGAUUCUUCAUUCAGAUAACAUGGAAAUGGAGCCAGAGACCAUGGAAACAAAAUCUGUCACUGAUUAUUUUAGCAAAUUGCACAUGGGAUCCUUGGUAUAUUCUUGCACUAGUAAAAGGAAAACUAAGAUGACAGACAGCGAAGUAAAAGCACCUUCUGAUGGCAAUGCUACUGUGAAAAAGCAACAGGGAACUAAAAAAGCAGAGGCUGAUGAAGACCUAAAAGCUAAAUUUGGAACUCUUUCAGCAAGAGACAGUCAACGCCUAAGCACUUUUAAUGUGGAGAGAACUGCCUUUCGCCAAAGAUGGUAUGCUGCCGAUGAUGGGGCAGCAGAUAAGCCAAGCCCAGAAACAGUGAACGGGAAGACAUUUCCAAGAGUUCCUGUCCUUGGCAAAACAGAAACUGACUGUAAGGAUGAAGUAGAUCCUGAGGUGGAUCAGGAUGAUACUUCAGGGCUUGGACAAGGUGAAAACUUUUUGUCAGAUAUGACUCCUGUGUCUUCAGCCAAAGACCUAAAUGAUGCAGAAGAUACCGAUUUAUCUGCAGAUGACCAUCCUUCAAAGCUUCCAGAAGCUGAGCAGAGUGUGGCUAGACUUUGUGAAUAUCAUUUGGCUAAGCGCAUGUCAUCUCUGCAAAGUGAAGGCCAUUUCUCACUGCAAAGCUCUCAGUGCUCUUCAGUGGAUGCAGGAUGCAGCACGGGCAGUAGCACAUGUGCUACCCCUGUUGAAUCUCCUCUUUGUACCUCUGACGUUAAGCACAUUAUCUCUGACCCAUCAAUGAAGGGCAUUGCCUAUAUUCCAGCAGAUGAAAGAGCUGCCAUUCUUCCAAACCAUGGAACAACAUACAAAGACCUGCAUCAGCAGCCAGAAGCUGUGUGUCACAGGAUGACGGUGCCUGUCGUGCAUUCAGCAAUUAAUGCUGAACCACUGUUUGGCACUUUGAGAGAAGGAUGUCAUCGGAUCCCCAAGAUAAAAGAAACUACAGCUUUCACAGAGCCUGAAAAGGGAAGACAAGGAGGCAUGCCUACAGCUUUUCCUAGACAGCCUCUAGCUGACUCCAUCAUGCUAUCAUCCAUGCUAUCAGAAUCAAAGGUGCCAAGUCAAAAUCAAGACUCUUGUGACAUUCCCAAAGUAAAUCAGGUUUGUGGGGCAACAGUUAGUUUACGGCCAUAUGACAUGAUAGGAGGAAGCCUCAGGAUGCCGCACAACAGGAAAGUGCUGAGACGCAGCAGCAGCAUCAUUGGAGGAUCUGCAGACAUUGAGAUGCUGUUUGAAAGGAAGGCAGCCGCAGCCAGCUUGAAAUGUCUGGACACCACCCCAAGGGAUGAAUCCAAGUCAGAAAGAAGGGUGGAGCUCUCCCUGGGCAAAAAGCUGUCAAAAAGUUACUCCCAGAGUUGUGUGUAUGUCAGCACUGAUAGGAAAGACAGUAAGAGGUGUUCAGGCACAGGAGUCAAUCAGAAGGACUCCAAGCAGUGUCGAACGUUGCCUUUGCGGAAGCUGGACACCAGCGCCUGGAGGUGUCGUGGCCCCUUUAGCUACUGUUUCCUAAGCAGAGGAAGCGAUGAUGAUGAAGAUGAUGGAGAUGGCCAUCAGCUCUCAUGUCUCUUCGAACCGCAGAACCCGUGCGAGCUCGCAGAACCAGUCAGUCAAUCUUUUUCCAAUGAAAAUGAGCAGAAAGUCUUGGAGUCCACGAAAGCUGCUGAGACCCUGCAAGGUGAGGCAGUUAAUGCACAUGAGAAGAGCAGUGCUGACAUCCAAGGUGGCCAGAUUGAUGUGAAUCUCAAUGAUGUGGCCUUUGAUGCACGAAUUACACAAAUAAAUGUGAUGAAAGAGAAGACGUAUGCAAUGCCUGAUGGAUUUAUUGCAGCGCAAAAGGAUGCCAGUGAGCUACUGUCACUGGUCCGAGCAAGUAUGGGCAAGAGAGAAGAUUUACAUCCAGAAACAUAUGACCUUAAACUUUCUAAGUACAAACAACUGUUAUCUAUGGAAUCAAGACAGUUGGGAAGUGCCUGCAGGAAAAUGGCCAUGGCUGAUAAAAGCCCUGAGGAAAUGCUUUUAGCUAUGACUUCCAGCUUUCAAGUACUCUGUUGCUUAACAGAAGCCUGCAUGCGUUUAGUUAAAGUCAUGAACUCUGAAACACAGCAGCAGGAAAUUAUAGCUAAGAUAGAUGAGGUUGUAAUAAACUACAUUUGUCUUCUGAAGGCUGCAGAAGCAGUAUCAGGCAAGACCUCCAGUGAUCCUAGCAUUAAACUCUUGGCUCGACAUUCGACUACCAUGGCCGCUAUUGUAAGCACACUAACACGUUCUCUUAAAAUGCUUUUAAACAAAUAA